AUGAGAAACUGCAAGAAGAGACCACGACGACCUACGAGGAGUCAGGGAAGGCCGUCAAGAGACUUGUUUUAUCAAACUCUGACUGAUUAUUCAGAUGAAGAGACUCAAGGAAUCUUAGAGUUCAUGAAGAAACUGAAACAGGCCGAUGAUGAAACAUGCAUCUUCAAUCGAUUCUGCUGUGGGAUUGACUCUUAUCGAUAUGGUUGUAUAAACUACAUCAGUCUCAAAAAUCGUCUCCUUUGGAUUCUCCGUGAUCACAAAGGUUUACUCGACGAGUUCCAUCAGCUUAAGUCAGGUUUUGCUUCUCCUGUAAUAAUAAACAACGAGAAGAAGAAAGAGAACGCAGAAUCAGACAUGGAGCGUACGGUAGGGUUCUUGAAGAAAAUCGAAGCCCUAGGGGAGAGUGUGUACAAAGCGUUUAUAAGUGCGGUAGCGUUUUCCGGUGAUAUAGAGGUUCUGGUUGAACAACUCGACCAGAUUCUACGCGACCACACGCCUCUAAAAGAGGAGUUUGAAACGUUCUUAGUCGAUUCCCGUUUACUCAAACGCAAACGUGAAGAAAGCGUGGAGGACACGCCAUCGUAUCAGAUUAGACCCGAAGCUGAAGUGCGAUCUUCCUCUAAUGGGGUUUUUAACGAGAAAUACUAUUUGGUCAGUCCGUAUGAUCCCGUGGUCGCAUCGCAGAACGAGCACCAGCGUUGCCUCAAUAAGAAAAGGAAUAACCUCGAGGACAAACUUAUGAAGGAGGACAUGCUCAUGGGUGACCUAGAUGCGGUUAUUAGGUUUGGUAAAGACCCGAAACUCUUCGAGAAGCCUCCAUUAGGAUUUGACAGAGUCUUGGACUGGUUUUGCGGAGGUAAGGAGGUGCCACAAAAAUAUAAGACACAUCCGAAGCUUGCGGCAACAUAUAUGUUACCGAUAAUGCAGAUUACGCUAGAAGAGAUGACAAGGGCGAAAACAGUUAAAGCGAUAAGUGCCAACGAUUCGGAGGGUGAAGUUAAGUAA
This is a messenger RNA of Brassica napus (rape), 1005 nucleotides long. RefSeq lists its product as uncharacterized. The record is from RefSeq and is a predicted model, not a curated record. Bases 1 to 1005 code for a protein of 334 amino acids. Gene Ontology annotation, biological process: regulation of DNA-templated transcription. The transcript has a single exon. Lineage: Eukaryota; Viridiplantae; Streptophyta; Magnoliopsida; Brassicales; Brassicaceae.